AUGAACGACUCCCAACCCCCAUGUUUGGAUGACAUCAAUGGGGAGCUGCCAUCCAAGGGAAUGGGAGCGUUUGAGCAAUCUCCACUCAUGCAAGCAUUCAUGCGGGGCACUGCCGCUGCUCAAGGCCAGUCAAUGCUGACAAUGGCAAUGGUCGGGGAGAACCUAGACUCAGACCCAAGACUCCAAACACCUCCUACCAAGCUACAGAAGCGCCAGAAUCAGAAGCGCCAGAAGGCUAAAGAAGCCCCAGUGCAAGGAUGUGAUCAGAAAUCUGAGGUGGCUGAUGCUGGGGGUCCUCAAAAGAAGCGUGGUGCUCAAGACCAUCAACCACAUCCUUUGGGUCAUGAGCGGGCAGACGUUGAGAUCCUUUCAGGUUCCACUUCACAGGAGAUUGCUGCCUGGGGACAACCCACGAGACUGUCAAUUGACCCCGAUCAAGGAGCUGAAGAUCCUAAAGAUGGCAACUUAAUUGGUUUUGUAGCCGAUGAAGAGGGGUCCCAGCACAAGGGAUUGCAUUACGCACUUCAAAAGCUCCAUAUCUUCGGAGUGACGGAGCCGGAGAGCAGCCACCCGAAGUGGAACGCCUUCAGGAAGUCGAUUGAUCAUUCUUCUCUCAGCCUGAGCGUCAUGAAGCUAGUGGUUUGCUGCAAUUUUGACCAUGGAGCGUGGAAAUCUGGAGACAGGCUAAGUUCCAAGGUUGACGCAUUCCACAAUUUCAUCAAGACCAAGGAUGCCAGCUACUUCGAGGCCUACACAUCAGUCUGUCAGACAGUCAGACAUACAAACAUACAUACAAACAAACAAUCUGACGCGAUGUCGGUGACACUGUCAUUGUGCCAGGAUGACGCUGGUGCUGCAGGCGAUGAUGCUCCCCGUGAAUCUGAGAUCAAGACAAAGUCAGAAUUCUACAAGGUGUUUGGUCAAGCCGGUCCAACCAAGAUGGUUCAUCAGUUUAUGCAGGACAGAACGCUUCAACUGCAUGCGAUUGUGUUGACAGAAGUUGCGCUCCCUUUAGAAGCAAACUACUAUGAAGAGUUGAGGCAAACGGCUGAGGGGAUUGAAGCGCAGAAAGCUUUGGCAGCUGGCAGAGCCAACUUUGAUUGGUUGCAGACCAUUUUUGACACCUUGGAGGUGCCCACGCAGAAGGCCUUCAUGAGCAGACUUGGCUUGACUAAGCCUUUGCAGCCGCCACUGGACUAUGCUUUUGCAGAAUCGGAUUUGGAAUGGGCAAAGGCCGAGAUGGACAUAGUCAACCUGGCACAUACAUUUGCUUUCCACUUAGCGUCACACGUGUGUUGGGCAAAUAUGACAUUCUCAGAGGCUCUUCCUCACGCAGCUGCAGUGUAUUUGCACAACUGCCCCGAUGUUCGCAAACACCGGGUUGGCAAACUAUCGCAAAUGAUUGAAUGCUUGCUGUCUGUUGAACAGCAGGUGAUCAUACAAAACAAGUCUGACACGACUUUAGCCGAGUGCUUAAGGGAUGUUGGCUUUCAUCUACAUCAGUUGGCUCGCUACACCUUGGUCCUGGCUUCCCAGAGUGGAUACGACCCAAAUUGCCCUCUCAUGAUGGAGCUGAUGGAAUUGCUGUAUGCUGGGUCAGGAACAACAAAGGAGUUGCUUGAAUCCACCUUUGCAUUCUUGCAUCGAAAAGUUCAGCAACACACGGCAGGAAAACGAAUGGCAGACGAGACAAAGUACGCCUACGCUGCUCUCUCUCCUUAUCCGAAGGCUGGUGGAGUUGGUGUAAUUCGACCAUCUGCUGAAGACUUUGAUUUUGUACUCUCAGAACACGGGGCGGAUAGCCGCAUGUGGGCCAGCAAGCAUUUGUUCCAGCCUCAUACCACCCCAAUGCCUGAUGAUGGAACAAAAAUCAAGCCAUCUGACAUUUUUGAGAGCCGCGAUGAAUGGAAGCCUUCGGGGUCGCUUUCACACCAGACGACAGUUGCAGCACUGCGUUAUUUGAUGGCUGACCGCGUGAACUUGUGGGCCAACUCCGACAAUGCCUGGAUAGGCAGCUUCUUCAAGACUGGAGCAGUGUUCAGAGAGGUUAGCAGCGGCGAAUACUACUUGUCUUUGGGAUUCAGGAAAUGGUGCGCUCUGGGACUUCGAAUGCAUGUGUACAACGUGGGCGAGCAGGCCUGA
This is a messenger RNA of Durusdinium trenchii, 2142 nucleotides long. Lineage: Eukaryota; Dinophyceae; Suessiales; Symbiodiniaceae. The record is from the annotation of a GenBank genome assembly.